AUGUUUAUUUUUUUCUUUUCGCCCUCCAAAAUUCUCAAGCCCUUUGUAACACUUACAAAUGCUAUUGUAAAAACAGUAGCAAGUACAUACGUAAGUACUAUAAAGAUUGAGUCACUACCUUUAUGGAAAGGAGAGGCAACAAUCGAUGAUAUUGAAAUUAAUACAGAAGGAAUUAAUCAAAUUUUACGAAAUUCAAAGUCUAGACUUACAUUAGAGAAGAUUGCAACUUCAAGACUCAAAGCAAAAUUACCAAUUUUAACUCCAGGAACAAAUCCAAUUUCGAUUAGCGUUCACUCAUUAGAACUCGCCCUUGCAAUUAAAGAAAGAACAGAACCAAAGCCUGAAAAGCCUAAACCAGCAACAAAUCCAGAACAAGAUUCGCAAAAACCACAAAAACAAAACUUUAUUACAAAACUAACAUCGAAUAUCGAAAUCAAAAUAGAUGGAUUAUCAAUAAGUUUGAAUAUCAAAGGCGUUCAGCUUAAUUUAAUCGGUUCAUCAGUUUAUGUUCACGUAAUCAAUGGACAAACCAUUGUUCAGCUUUCUAAAAUCAGGGCAUUUAUCAAAUACAAUAACAUAUCAAUUACUUUGACUAUAGAAAACGUCGAUAUCUCUGCUUCAGAAGAAAAUACAGAAAUUGCAGUUUCAGGAUUUACCGUAACAGUAUCAGUACCAGACUUUUUCGAUCUUAUAAAAGACUUGUCGUUAAAGAUCCACAUACUACCUAACAAUGAAAUCCACGUAAAAUCUUUGUCUCAAGUCAGAAUCGGAGUAAAUCUUUCAUUGUUACCUCCAUUAUUCGAAGUAAUUGCAUUAUUCAUGAAACCGCCAGAGCCUAAAUUCAGUCCUCUUCCAAAACUUACGAUUCAUGUUGACGGAAUUUUCUUUGCCGCAUAUGUUUCUAGUACUCUUGGAAUAGAGCUUUCAAUCAGCAAGCUUAAGCUCAAGAAUAAUGUUUUCGAGCUCAGACCGCUCGAAAUGAGGCUUUUAAUCAGAGAUGGCGUAAUUCCAAUUUUAGAACCAUCGAUAAUCAUAGGUAAACUUCUACAAACAGACCGAACAAUCAAAGUAUCAGCAGAAAUAGAGAUGCUUAAGCUCGCAAUACCUGUUUCAAAGGACCUUGUUGACCAAUUAACGAAAAUUAACAUAAAAAUCCCACCAUUACCAACAUUUCCACCACCUCCACCACCAAAGAUACCCGAAAUAUCCAUGAAACUCAUGAAUUGUCCCAAAGUUUCAACUACAGGAAAAUUAAUAAAUUUCGAAUUUCCUUAUGACGUUAUUCCAACAGGAUUUUCUUUUGGUGGCUUGUUUACUAAUGGUGAUAAGAUCAUGUUACGUGUCUGGGAUGCAUCAUCUGCCACUAUGAUUGCAUUUUCUUCAUUCGAAAUCAGCAGAUUAAGUGAUGAAUUCUCAAUGGACAACCAACAGAUGAUUCCUCUAUACAAAUUCCAAUUGGUCCUUCCAAAAGAAACAAGUAACUACCCAGAUAUCCUCGACAAGAUCAAAUUUACUUGUCUUUCAUCAGUUGUUUUGUCAGAAGCUUUAGAUUUAGACGUAAAAAUUGGGAAUAUCCUUAUAACUGCUGAUUCUUUGGAGCUUCCAACAGGAGCAUUGUCUCUUACUAGUAUCCAUGCACACGCAGUUAUUGGUCCUGUGAUGUCUACUCGUCUUCAUGCUUCAUUUGGAAUUUCCGUUUUAUUGUCAAAUUUGAGGAAUCAAACAAUGUGUUCCAUUUUCGAUAUCCCGACAAUACACGCGUCAUUGUCAGUGAUGUCUAAGAUAGAUGGAUACCUUCCUGAUGGAAUGACACGCCACAGAUUCGCUUCAAUCCUUCAGACACAAAUUGGAGCAGAUACAAUUUCUGCCAGUCUAAAAAUUCCUUCAAUUUCAUUAAACGUUGUUCCAUCAAUUAUCAGCGAUGUUGCAAGGUUUGCAAUAGCAUUAGAUGUUGCUAAAGCAAUUGCUUAUACUGUUGUUAAUAAGAGUGAUACUCCAUUCGUGUUCCAUGUCUCGAAUUCAACAGAAUUAACUGAGAUUUUACCUGGACAAACAAAAGUUGUCACUUUUACUCAAAAACAAGUUCACUUUUUGAAUUUUCCUACUAUAUCAUUAAUAGUUAUGUUGAAUCAGCCCGGCUUCUACAACAUCUCUAAUUCUAAUUACAUAUCAUGUGAAAUUGUUGCACCUUUCUCUUUCAAAGUUUCGAUUUUGUCAUCAACAGUUUUCAGAAACUUUUUGAUGGCGCCGAUAGAAAUCAAACUUUCUGAUCCAUCCAUUGCAACACCAAUCACUAAACAGAUUGGCAUUGAUGACUUUGCUACGUCAUCUCUUUUCUUGGAUAAGACAUUCCAUUUGAGUUUAUCAAUGACAGGAAUUACAGAAAUGUCAAAACCAAUUUUGCUAAAUCCACUUCACGAUACGGGCACGAAAUUCAUUGUUUGUGAAGUUCUCAACCAAUUACCAUCCCUUUAUUUAUGUGCUCCACAGUUCUGUGCAUGGCUUGUUUACAGAGAAUUCGAAGUAGAUUGUUUGAAUUCAGCUGUUAAACACAGAGUUCAAGAAUACUCUCUUUUACCAGUUUUAGUUGUAAAUAACAGGUUACCUGAUCAUAUUGUUACUUCUGCAGGUGUUGUUCCUCCAAACUCCAGCAAAUACAUAUCACAACUCACUGACCAAUCCAUUGUUUUCGAUAAUGGAACAUCAAUAAAAGUCGGAUUUCCUUUGGCAAGAGGUCUAAAACACAGAUUAAUGAUCAUGGGAAAGGCAUCUGUUAUAGAAACAGUUCCAGAGACAAAUACAAUUGUCAUUAGUCCUUCUUUCAUGUUCUAUAAUGGAGCUGCUUUCCCACUCUACUUCAAAGUAGUAGAGAUGAAGGCUGUUCUCGUAGAACCAGAUAAAACAUUAGUUCUCGAUUCGACAAAGAUGCCGAGAGCUGUUUUUGUUGGUUUCAAAUUCAAAGGAAAAACAUUUUGGUCUAAAGGAGUUCCUGUUCCAAGCAGAAGGGAUCUGACAAUUAAAACAGACAGUGGAAACCUUCUUUUGAUUAUAGAUGUACAAGAUGACAAAGCAAGUGUUUAUCCGAAAUACGUCGCAAUCAAUGAAAGUAGUGAUUCAAUCUUUUUGAAUUCAUCUACAGAAUUGACACCAGAAACACAAGCACAAUUACUUCUUUGGAGAGGAAACAAACAUUUAGUUUCUUUCUCACUCUCUUCUGAUAAAGGUUUCCUUUCAGAUCCAGUUGAUUUAGAUGGAAAUGAGUAUUUAAUCAGAGUUUUCUCUGGUUCUUUUCCUUCUUUCUCAAGUUCUACUUACAUCACUUAUUCCGUACAAAGUAACACUGAUCCACACACGAUUGUCUUUCAUACAGAUAACUCUCCACCUCUGACAAUUGAUAACCAAUCUCCUCUUUCUUUCGAUGUGACUUCUCCUUCAUUUAAGAACUCUUUGAGAGUACCUGCUGAAUCAGUUUGUCUUGGAAAAGAUGUCCCUAUUUUCUUGGUUUUCUCGAGAACAGGUGCAGAUCCAUUUGUUGUAAAUCUUCAAUCAGCAAUGGAAUCAACAUUUGUAUCAGGAAUGGCCAAAUUGUACGGAAGAGUGGAAAUAUCAGGAACUCAAAGCAGAGUAACUCUUUCGCAGAUUCCUUUGAUUCCUCCUCAAAUAAAACCGAAGAUAAACUUUUCAGUUUUUCUUGCUGAUGUAAAGAUCAGAAUUUACAACGAUAUCUCUGUUCCAGGAAUUCCUACAGAACUGCUUUGUAUCACUGCAUCUCCUCUCUCUAUCGAAGGAGUCUUCCAACAAGGAGGAACAACAACAAUUUCUCUUGUUUUGGAUACUUUGCAAAUCGACUCUCUAAGUUGUCACGAGAAUUUCCCUGUAAUUUUCGGAAAAGUCGAUGACAAAAACCCUCUUUUGAAUCUCAACCUCAAACUCGGAUCAACACUUAAUGGUGGCAUCUUUGUAGAUGUUUUCCAUUUAAGUAUCAGUCCGACACAGAUGAACAUCGAAGAAUCUCUCAUCAGAUUCAUUUUAUCAUUAAUUAAACUCCUGCCUCAACAAGAGAUACCAAUUAAACAAGACACAAAUAAGAUUUUAUUCCCAACAUUUGUAAGAGUCUUGCACGUUGAUCAAACAGAGUUCAGACUCUCUUUAUCAACGCAAUCAUUCAUCCACGCGAUGUUUAAAGAUGUUCCAAUACAACUCUCAAUGUUACACAUGGAGAAUACAGAGACAUUCGGUGUUCAAAUCGUCGAAUCAAUUGUUGCUCAUUAUAUAUCAGAUAUCAUUGUUGCUGUUCCUGCUGCACUUACUUCUUUGUCUUUAAUAGGAAGCCCAAGUGCGUUAGUAACACAGAGUAUCACUGGAUUGAACGAGUUUGUUAAAUCUUUCAAACAACAAGGUUCAUUUGUUGGAGGAUUGAAACAUGGAUCUGUUUCUUUAGUUAGAUCAAUUUCUAUUGGAGCUCUUGAAAGUAUUGUUUCAUUUUCUUCAUCAUUGGCAAGUACUCUUGGCCAGAUAUCGCCUGUUCAAACACAGAACGACACACAGAAUGAUGAUAUCGGAAGAAGAAUACAGCAAAUGGUUGAAUUUCCUGUUGAAGGAUUCCAGAAUGAAGGUGUUUUAGGAGUUUUGAAGGGCGCAGGAAAAGCUAUGAUAGCAUUAGUUACUGGUCCAACUGCAGCUAUUUUCUCUUUGAUUGGUAAAGCAGGAAAUGCGUUGUUGCAACAAGUUGGAGCAGCUUCACUCCAAACUAAUGAUAGAAGAAUUGAAAAAGAAGCAAAAGAUUUGCCAGCUAUUGUUUUUGAAUAA
Trichomonas vaginalis G3 is the source of this 4809-nucleotide messenger RNA. RefSeq names its product regulation of parkin-mediated stimulation of mitophagy in response to mitochondrial depolarization. The record is from RefSeq and is a predicted model, not a curated record. The coding region runs from base 1 to 4809 and encodes 1602 amino acids. The transcript has a single exon. NCBI's taxonomy places the organism in Eukaryota, Parabasalia, Trichomonadida, Trichomonadidae. Gene Ontology annotation, cellular component: extrinsic component of membrane. Gene Ontology annotation, biological process: protein targeting to vacuole; protein retention in Golgi apparatus.